This is a messenger RNA of Paramormyrops kingsleyae, 3131 nucleotides long. The record is from RefSeq and is a predicted model, not a curated record. Lineage: Eukaryota; Metazoa; Chordata; Actinopteri; Osteoglossiformes; Mormyridae.
UGCUUUUAUUUUAGGUUAAGCAGCAGUGGUUGUGAAAUUAUGGUCCAGGGAGCUGUUUCAGGACCCGGAGAGGGUCCUUGGUGUAUUUAAGUACAAAACAUCCAGUGUUCCAGUAAAACAUUGUAUAAGUGGACAAUAUGUGACACGGCUACUUGAGAGGCUUUUCAUAGUAUAGGCUAAGCAGAUUAAAUCACAUUUUUUGGGUCUGAGCAGAUUUUGGGAACAAUCGUGGACUCCUUUGCAAGCUUGAGGAUUCAUCGGCACGAGCUGAAAGGUGCAGCCGAGUGCACGUUUUCUGAAGCGCCGGGCAACCCUGUCCAGCUUCAGCCCGGUCCAGCUUCAGCGUCUCUCUCUCUCAAACGUGCCAUUCAGAAUUAGGCUACGAGCGAGGAGGAAGCGCGACACCCUUAAGCCUGAUUUAGCAGCCGAUGCUCCACAUUUCUGCUUCACAAUCCCAAAGUGGGUUUAUAAUACAGUUGCACUGAAAGUUUGUAGGUUAUAGGGUGUAAAUGAAACGGCGUUACUCCGGAGUAAGAGCAGAGUGAAGGAGGGCGGAGAGGCAGGGAGACAAAACACAACCUGGGCAUUGUGCUCUCAAACUACGCCCCUUCCCAAACCAACACAUUCGAACAGGAAAAUGACAAGGAUAAAAUCAUUUUGGGCUACGGAACAUGCAGGUGGCAAUUAAAACAUCUUAAGACCUGCUGCUUGGAACUUUAUUAUUUCUAUUUCGCAGCGAUCUUCAGGUUAAGUCUCAGAGACGGAAGAAAAGUCAUGCCGUUUCUGUUUCGGUCACUGGGUUUCGGGGUUGUAGCGUUGCUGGCACUGUUUUUUAUUUUCGCAGAUUUUUCUGAAUUUAAAGAAGAAACCGGGAAUCUUGGAGGUACAAGGAAACUUCAAACAUUGCUUCUGAAGUCCAACAGAAACUUUGUUCCUGAGACAGUGCCCACUUCAUCACUGAAUGCUCUGGACCAUAAGACACCCCAGUCCCCAAGCAGUGCUGUUCCAGUGGCCUCUGGCUGGCAUUUCAACAAGACCCUCUCAAACCUGAUAAGGAAAAACAUCUUGAAGUUCUUGGAUGCCGAGAGGGACAUCUCAAUUCUGAAGGGCAUUUUGAAACCCGGAGAUGUCAUCCAUUACAUCUUCGACCGUCACAGCACCAUGAACGUCUCUGCCAGCCUGUACCAGCUCCUACCCACGGUGUCCCCCAUGAAGAAUCAGCACCACAAACGCUGUGCCAUAGUGGGGAACUCGGGUAUCCUGCUCAACAGCAGCUGUGGCCCAGAAAUUGACUCUCAUGAUUUUGUCAUCAGGUGUAACCUGGCCCCGGUGGAGGAAUACGAGCAUGAUGUGGGUCUGCGCAGCAGCCUGGUCACCAUGAACCCGUCGGUGGUUCAGCGUGCCUUCCGCGACCUGGCCAGCCAGCUGUGGCGGGAUCACUUCCUGCAGCGGCUGCGCAGCAUCGCCGGCGGGGUGCUGUGGAUCCCGGCGUUCAUGGCCAAGGGCGGCGAGGAGCGUGUCGAGCUGGCGGCUAGGCUCAUCCUGCGACACAGCCUGGACGUGCGGCCUGCUUUCCCCUCACUGCGGCUGCUCGACGCCGUCAGAGGGUACUGGCUGACAAACAAGGUCCAAAUUAAGAGGCCGACGACGGGUCUUCUGAUGUACACCAUGGCGACCCGGUUCUGUGAUGAGAUCCACCUGUACGGAUUCUGGCCCUUCGCCCUUGGACCCCAGGGGAACCCGGUGAAGUACCAUUACUAUGACAGCCUGACGUACGAGUACACGUCGCAGGCCAGUCCUCACACCAUGCCACUGGAGUUCAAGACUCUCAGGGCGCUGCACAGACAGGGGGCGCUCUGUCUUCACACUGAGGCCUGCAGCACGACAACGUGAGCUCCAUGGCUGAUCUUGUGACAAACCGGGACCUCUGUGAAUUAUUUACCCAGAGCGGCCUCCCGCCUGAGGCGCGGAAGGGUAAACUCAGGUGUUGUCUAAGGAAAAUCCUGCAGUGAGCUGCCAUAGCGAGUCACGCACAACAGCUCUUAAGCAUUUUAGAGAGCCUGCAUACAUAACAGCAUGGAGUAACCGUUUAUUUAUUACAAAAGAAUGCACUCCCUGAAUUCUCUCUCUCAUUAUGGAUCAGUGACUGACCGUUUUCAUACGCCUGGGACCAAACGGGUCGAGUUUUAAAUGUCUCUGUUUGUGCUGAGUGUAUUUCUGAGUGUCGUAUUGCCAUCAUACAGACCCGCUGUGAGUUUCUCAGUGGAACGGGGAGGGCGUAUAUUUCUCACUUGUCCUUUUGGGUUAUUUAAAUGCAGAAAUGUUUGUAUUCUAGAUGCCCUGCCCUGUUUGAACGCAGAUUAAAGGGUAGAUGUGUUUUAAGGAAAGUGGGUUUGCACACGGCCACCUCUGAUCAGAAGGUAAACGGAGACGGAAGGGAGGGUGCAGGUUGGAUCCUGGAGACGCCCAGUCAUUUACACACUGGGCAGGUACAGCUACCUGGGCUUGACUAAUAGCACCACACUGUUUGUUUUUAAGUGACUAACUCCUGCAUACUGAGUGUCGCCUGUGUGUGAAUGUGAUUAGUGCAUCUUCCUCCAGCUGUGCAUUAAAAUGAACAACAUCACAGGUGUGGCAUUGCAAACCCCCCCCACCCCCAAAAAGCACUGUUACGUCUGAAUUUUAAGAGUCUUCUCUGAUCAUUUGUGGUUCUCAAACGCUGGUCUGUACAGGCUAUACCUUCACCACUGGACUAAAAUAAAAGUGUUUCCCUGCCCUACUCUAAUCUGGGUAAGACACUAUUCCACGUUCACCCUAUAAAACACUUUUUUUUGGUAUCACUCUACAGUUCCGCUAGUUUAUUUUGAAGCAGAACUAGUUCAUGUGCCUCUAAGUCACAAUCUAUGGCAACUGUGAGCCAAUGUAACCAACUUCUGUGACCUCUUAAAUGAAGCAUGACAGCUUUAGCAAAAGAGGGGGGACAUUUCUACCCAGCUCACCUGUGAGGGGGUGGGGGGAUCUCAUCAGCGAUGUUGUAUUGCAUUUCUUUGGCACACUUCAACACCCAUCGUAUUUUAUUUAUGGGAAUCUUAAAGCCUUAAUCUGUAUGAUUAAAAAUAAAUUAUACAUAA